This is a messenger RNA of Cladophialophora yegresii CBS 114405, 1491 nucleotides long. RefSeq lists its product as uncharacterized. The coding region runs from base 1 to 1491 and encodes 496 amino acids. Gene Ontology annotation, cellular component: membrane. Gene Ontology annotation, molecular function: signaling receptor activity. The record is from RefSeq and is a predicted model, not a curated record. The transcript has a single exon. NCBI's taxonomy places the organism in Eukaryota, Fungi, Ascomycota, Eurotiomycetes, Chaetothyriales, Herpotrichiellaceae.
AUGUCGUGCGCAACAAAGACGGUUACCUUCGACGCUACAACCACCAGCCGCGAGUGCAGCCCGUGCGGCUUCGACGAACGAACAAGCCUGCUUCGUCGGGGCAGAAGACAUUCCUACAAUGCGAUCCCUAGCCGGCGGCAGUCGAGCGUCUGCAACGCUGAUGCCGUCUAUGUUCGCGUCGAUCUCUUCCUCACCGAGUUGAGGAAUAGGCUGGACAGGUUGGAAAAACGCCGACAAGAGAGUCUUACAACGUUCGACGCACAGUUGGAGCGUGCUUACCAAGCGCUGAGAGAUGUUCGGGAUUCCUGUGCGCCGACUAUCUCCGGAGAGCUGUUAUGGGGUGCUGCCAGACAACGUGCCCUGAUAUUGGUGGACACCCUCGAGACCCGGUACAACGACAUUAUGCCAUCUCGUGAAGGUCUCGAACAGAAGGCGCAAGAAGGCAUGCGAUUGAUGGAGACAUAUCUAGCCGAACUGGAAUCUCGGGUGCACGAGACAAAGACUCAACUGUUGGAGACUGGGUGGAAGAAGGUCGAUGAUUCCCUCAACGCCACGAGGGAGAUGUUCGAGGAUGGCCUUGAUAAAGCCUUGCGCGCAAAGGACAUUCUUGCGGAGUCGGUCUCACAUGCUCUGACACGCGCUGCCGAGACAAGGCUCAUUCACUACGAAGAUCUCCCUGUCCCGUGGAGGAACAACCCACAUAUCCUCAAGGGCUACCGCUUCCACAAAACACCGCUCGAAUGCCUUGGCUCAAUCUUCCACGCUCACAACGAGAUGGUCAACAUUUGGUCACACGGCAUUGGCCUUAUUGUCGUGCUUGCCGUGGCAUUUUAUUUCUAUCCCUCGUCGGCAGCAUUUCCUCUCUCCAGCAAGAUGGAUGUCCUGGUCGCUGCUUGUUUCUUCGCCGCAGCUUGCAAAUGCCUGAUUUGCUCGACGAUGUGGCAUACCAUGAACAGCAUUUCAGACAAGUGCCUGUACGAUCGAUUCGCGUGCGUCGACUAUACCGGCAUUUCACUUCUGGUAGCGGCGAGCAUUCUCAGCAGUGAAUGGACGGCCUUCUAUUGCGAACCAGUGUCCAGGACGAUAUACAUGACCUUAACAGCCGUGCUUGGAAUCGCUGGAGCCAUCCUCCCCUGGCGAGAGAGCUUUAAUCGAGCUGACAUGGCCUGGUUCCGAGUGACGUUUUUUGUUACUCUAGCUGUGACCGGCUUUGCUCCUGUGCUCCAGCUGAACUAUACACGGGGUCCGGAGUGGACUUUCUAUUUCUAUGCGCCGAUUGCCAAAAGUAUGAUGGUAUACUUCACCGGCGCACUCAUUUAUGCCAGCCAAGUCCCAGAGAAGUGGUGGCCCGGCUCGUUCGACUACAUUGGAUGCAGCCACAAUAUCUGGCACGUGGCGGUUGUCUUCGGCAUUAUUUUUCACUACACUGCCAUGCAAGAGUUCUUUCAAGGAGCAUUUAAACGGGCAAGCGAGGGUUGUUGCUUGGGGUGA